UGCGGUUAUACUGGAGUGGCAGUGGGCAGGAGAGCUGGUGAUGCUGUAUGAGCAUACUCCCCCCUCCACGUAAGAAGACUCGCUGCAUCCAGGUGUGAGCUGUCACACUGCACCGCAUAUGCCCCAGUGUGCAGUCUUCUCCUAGGCUGGAUCCUGGGCUCUCACCAGACUCACAUUCAUCUGUUUACAUAAUAUUCAGAAUUACUUGAGGAUAUUUAAAGAAUUUACAUAUUUUAUUUAUAUAUUUUUUUAUUUUUAUUUUUUUGUGAGAAGACUCUGUUAUUGGUCAGUUAUCUCGGGUAUACCUAGAAGAUGUGGACCUUCCUUGGGGUGGCCACCUUUACCUACGUGUAUAAGAAGUGCGAUGAGUUCCUGAGCGUCCCCCGGCUGGAGGUGCUGCUCACUGUGCUGGGGUGCUGCACUAUAGGCCUUGUGCUGUCUUUGCUGCGAUACCGGGGGCAAACUGGGUCCCAAAAACAGGGCGGUCCUGGGAUUAUCUCCAGGAUGUUCAACUUCAGUGGGGCGAGAGAUGUGGGAAAAGCGGGUGUAAAUGGGGUGAGACAGCGGAAAGCCCAGAACCACCCGUCGUCCUCCACUGACAGUAAUGGUGCCACUGUUUCUGCUACCAGCGCUGGAGAUGGCCCCGAUGUCAUCAUCGUGGGGUCUGGUGUCCUCGGCUCAGCUUUUGCUACAGUUUUGUCGAGAGAUGGGAGGAGGGUGGCUGUCAUCGAAAGAGAUCUAAAGGAGCCAGACCGUAUCGUUGGAGAAUUGCUGCAACCUGGAGGCUACCAAGCCCUGAAGGAUCUGGGACUUGGUGAUGCGGUGGAAGGUCUGGACGCCCAUGUGGUUCAUGGAUAUAUCGUUCAUGAUAUAGACAGUAAAGCAGAAGUGGAGAUCCCGUACCCUAUGAAUGAGGAGAAGCAGCUGCACUGCGGCAGAGCCUUCCAUCAUGGUCGUUUUAUCAUGGGGCUCCGUAAGAUGGCCAUAGCAGAACCCACCACGCAGUACAUUGAGGGCACCGUCCAGAAGUUAAUUGAAGAAAAUGACACUGUUCUAGGAGUCCAGUACAAGGACAAGGAAACUGGGGAUGUGAAGGAACUCCGUGCACCUCUUACAGUCGUCGCUGAUGGACUUUUCUCCAAGUUUAGGAAAGAUCUGAUUACUGGAAAUGUCAAAGUGUCGUCUCAUUUUGUGGGCUGCAUUUUAAAGGAUUCACCACAGUUUAAGGCCAAUCACGCUGAGCUCGUACUGGCCAAUCCCAGCCCUGUCCUCAUCUACCAGAUAUCGUCCAACGAGACCCGGGUGCUUGUUGACAUCAGGGGAGAAAUGCCAAAGAACCUAAAAGAAUAUAUGUUGGAGAACAUCCUGCCGCAGCUUCCUGGUCAUCUACAAACUCCUUUCCACUACGCUGUUGAAAAUGACCGCCUGAGGACGAUGCCGGCCAGCUUCCUGCCACCUUCUCCUGUCAACAAAAAGGGUGUCCUGCUCCUGGGAGAUGCAUACAACAUGAGGCAUCCACUGACUGGUGGAGGAAUGAGCGUGGUCCUGAAUGAUGUGAAGAUUUGGAGACAACUCCUUCAGGAUCUGCCAGAUCUCAGCGAACACUCACAAGUACUGAAGGCCAAGCAGCAGUUCUACUGGUCAAGGAAGAAGUCGCAUUCCUUCGUAGUGAAUGUUCUGGCCCAGGCUCUGUACGAGCUCUUCGCUGCUACUGAUGACUCCUUGCACCAGCUGAGACGAGCCUGCUUCAACUACUUCAAACUUGGAGGAGAAUGUGUCGCCGGCCCCAUAGGACUUCUGUCUGUAUUGUCCCCCAAGCCCAUGCUACUUAUCGGACAUUUCUUCGCUGUGGCCUUUUACGCCGUCUACUACUGCUUCAAGUCAGAGCCCUGGUUGACCAAACCGCGCGCCCUGCUCCGAAGCAGCGCCAUCCUCUACAGAGCGUGUGCCGUCAUCUUCCCUCUCAUAUACUCAGAGAUGAAGUAUUUGGUUUACUAAAUCCAGACGCUGAACAGUUAAACCACGCCACAGAGGGCACAAAAUAGGCAAAGAGGCUCAUGGCGGCGCCACCACAGACUAUCUGGUCCAUAAUGAUCCUAAUCUACACAAGAAUGAUUGCAAAGUAUGGCAUGAUGACUUCUGCAAGUGCACUCACGAGUCGAGGUGCAAAGGGAUGUAUUAUCCGAAUCCUUAAAGAACCUCAGAUGCCUUCGUGCGCAUUGAUACACAUAUGAAAUCUACUGCGGAGGACCAAUGAUUGGACAUAAGCGAACGUGAAGAACUCUGGAGCCAUCUUCACUGGAUACCGCAUCCUUGUAGUCUUCAUGGACGGAUAAUUCCCCUUCCUUUAAAUGCGUUGCACUUUCAUCAGAUUCAUUCUUUAUUUAUUCCUAAACUGUGGAUAGAAGAAAUGAGUUGGGAAUAUUUUAGACUCCCAGAAGUGCAGCCUUAUAUAACCACUGUUCUAACGUCCAGGGGCCAAACGCCUCCGACAUGCCUGUAAUCUUCCAAUUUGUUCUAGGUUUAAUACUGGGCAGUGAAACAACGCAUUUCGUCCUCUGCGGCAGUUGAGAUUUGCAGCAUUCACCUGAGCCAAUGCUGAGUAUUGGACGGAGAUGUAAAUGACUCAUUUGCAGAGAAUAUGUCGCCCAUGGUUCCAUCAUCUUGGUGUAAUGACAUUAAGGCCCCGAUCAUCAAGGCCGUCAUGUGCUGCUGGAGGCGGCGGAUUGAUAUCUAUCUGGAGUCUGGUCGUAAAAACGAAGACUGCGACUAAAGAGUCACAAAUGCAUCGAAAAGUCACAACUUUUCUACACCAAAAAGAGGCAUGGGGGUAUGAUAAAUCCCCCCCCCCCCCAAA
Molecule: messenger RNA, 2857 nt
Organism: Bufo bufo (common toad)
Lineage: Eukaryota; Metazoa; Chordata; Amphibia; Anura; Bufonidae
Gene: SQLE
Product: squalene epoxidase
Exons: 12
Coding region: 313-1998 (561 amino acids)
Biological process (GO): cholesterol metabolic process; sterol biosynthetic process
Cellular component (GO): endoplasmic reticulum; membrane
Molecular function (GO): flavin adenine dinucleotide binding; squalene monooxygenase activity
Source: RefSeq, a predicted model, not a curated record